AUGGUACUUCUUUUAUAUGUUGAUGACAUUCUUUUGACUGGUACUUCUGAUGCUUUGCUUGAUCAUAUGGUUACCCUUUUAUGUUAUCAAUUUGCAAUGAAGCAAUUAGGGGAUAUGAAUUACUUUUUGGGCAUAAAAGCACACAGGACUGUUAAUGAUAUUUUACUAACACAGAAAAAGUAUACUCUUGAGUUACUUAAAAAGUCUCAUAUGACAGAGUGCAUUCCAUGUAACACUCCAGUGGCUAAAGGACCUAGAGUGUCUAUCGAUGAUGGUACCAUUUUAUCAGAUGUGUCUUCUUAUAGAACAAUUGUUGGUAUGUUAUACCUAAAGGGCACUAUUGGUUAUGGAAUUACACUAAGAAAAGGUGAUAUAACUGAGUUAACAGCUUACACUGAUUCAGAUUGGGGAAAUUGUCCUGAGACAGCUAGAUCUACAUGUGGUUAUGCCAUUUUUAUUGGUAGUUCACUAAUUUCCUGGUCUAGUAAAAAGCAGCCUACAGUGUCAAGGUCUACUGCAGAAGCUGAGUAUAAGUGUCUAUCUGUGGCAACAGCUGAGUUGGAAUGGCUUUCUUCUUUGUUGUCGGAAUUACAUAUUACUUUGAAGUUGCCAAUUGCUCUAUAUUGUGACAGUAGUAGUGUCAUUUACUUAACAGCUAAUCAUGUUUCUCAUUCCAGCGCAAAACAUAUAAAGAUACACUAUCAUGUGGUUAGAGAAUUGGUGGCUAGUGGCUUCUUAAAUGUGCAGCAUAUUGCCUCAGAACAUCAGCUGGCAGACUUGUUUACAAAAGGGUUAUGUGCACCAACUUUUAAUUCUCUACUGCAUCAUUUACUUGGCUCCUCUGCUUCUACAUUAGUUAGUUCUGUUUCUACUUCAACAUGUAGUUAUCCUUCAGCAAAUUCUGCAUAUACUUCAAAUGUUCCAGCACAUACUUCUAUUUCAGCAGGAUUGGCUACUGGUUUUACUUCUUAUGCUUCCAUCUCUGAUUGUGGAUUGCCUAAACAUGUUUCUUUUUCUGUUUCUUAG
This is a messenger RNA of Papaver somniferum (opium poppy), 1026 nucleotides long. RefSeq lists its product as uncharacterized. The record is from RefSeq and is a predicted model, not a curated record. Lineage: Eukaryota; Viridiplantae; Streptophyta; Magnoliopsida; Ranunculales; Papaveraceae. The transcript is spliced from 2 exons. Bases 1 to 1026 code for a protein of 341 amino acids.